CCUCAGAGCCGGAAGUGCUGUGCGGGUAAACAUCUUGCUCGCCUGCACUCUCUGGCCGCUGCGCAGCCUCAGAGCCGGGCAGAGUUGGGAGAAGCUAACGCAGUUUGACCUCGCUACCUGUCGCUGUCCGCUCACCGUCCAGAGGACACGAGACGAGCCCAAGUUUAGGCGACAUGUCACACUUGCCCGCUGCUCCGAUGUCUGCGUUGCCCAGCUCGGGUUUCAGGUUAAUCAAAGAACAUUUGGUGGUUGCGGUGCCGGUGGCGGUCCUCGCAGCAGCCGGAGGGUUCCUCGUCAGCCGUUACCUGAGCAGCAGGUGCUGCAAGGAGAGCCAGGUGAACACAUGCGUGAGCAAAGACAGCCCCAAGGUUGUCCACAGCUUCGACAUGGAGGACAUCGGCACCAAGGCUGUGUACUGCCGCUGCUGGAAGUCCAAAAAGUUUCCCUUCUGUGAUGGUGCCCACACCAAGCACAACGAGGACACCGGGGACAACGUUGGACCUCUCAUCGUCAAAAAGAAGGACGUGUAACUGACCUGCGCAGAGACCCGGUCCUGUCCGUCUGCGUCCAGCGCGCCGUCCGUCACCAGGACGAGCCCGGAACAUUCCACCCUGUCCCUCUAACCCUCUUUCAGUUACUGUCACUUCUGGGCAUGUUGGUCAAACGUAACGUGCACUUUGUUUGUUGUCUGUCUGCUGUCGUGGUGUGGAGCUGGUGGAGCUGCUGGAGCUGCUGGAGCUGGUGGGUGGAGCGGUUUCUUUUGCUUCAGUCACAUCUGUGUGUUCAUUUCAUCUCACAUUAAAGUUGUGUCUGGACACG
Molecule: messenger RNA, 819 nt
Organism: Nematolebias whitei (Rio pearlfish)
Lineage: Eukaryota; Metazoa; Chordata; Actinopteri; Cyprinodontiformes; Rivulidae
Exons: 3
Coding region: 174-530 (118 amino acids)
Biological process (GO): regulation of autophagy
Cellular component (GO): intracellular membrane-bounded organelle; mitochondrial outer membrane
Molecular function (GO): 2 iron, 2 sulfur cluster binding
Source: RefSeq, a predicted model, not a curated record